GAAAUCGUGGAAAUCGCAGAAGUCGUAGGAGUCAUGAAAGUCGUGGAGGUCAUGGAAUUCAUGGAAGUCGCGAAAGUCAUGAAGUUAUAGCAGUUGGUAGAGGUCGUUGUAAAAGUCAUGAAAAUAAUGAGAAUAUAAAAAAAAUGAAGAGACAAAUAAAAAACAUCUAG
This is a messenger RNA of Entrophospora candida, 170 nucleotides long. NCBI's taxonomy places the organism in Eukaryota, Fungi, Glomeromycota, Glomeromycetes, Entrophosporales, Entrophosporaceae. The record is from the annotation of a GenBank genome assembly.